AAGAAGAACAGACCGCGUAUUUUUGAAAAUAACGACCUGCCCAUCGGCUCGACAUAAACCAACAAGAAGUGAAUUUCCACAGCAUAUUUAAACCUGUUAUCAUCAUAUCAUCAUGAUGUCCAUCACUGACCCAAACACAAGUGACCGGUUCACCAAAGCGAUGCAGGAAAUCCACAGCAAACAGCUUCAAGCAUUUGGGAAAAUAACUGACAUGACUACAGAGCUGUGCCAAUCCCACAGACAGUUUGUAAAGUCAGCUCUUGAUACUGGUAUGAAGAAGUGUAAGGAUGAUGAGAUGCUAUUUGAGACGAUACAGACAUUCAGAAAAGAUUUGGAACAAAAAAAUAAGUCACUGAAGGAGAAGCGUCUUGCCAUUUCUGACGUAAUAUCUGAGAUCCAGCAGAAGGAGAUGCAGAAAGAUGAAAUUAUCCAUAAGAUUGAGAAACUCAAGGAAGAACAAGUCAAAAGAAAAGAGUUAAUCGUAUCUCAAAAUAAGGCAAACAAAAACAGACUGAAGAAUCUCCAGAAAUGCAGAGUAAUGUUUCAAGAACAUUUGGCGUUGGAGAUACGAACCAUUCUAGGCAAAACAGAACUGGUCAGAGGUGAAAAGCUGCAGUUUGUUUUUCGGAACAUCAACCCUACCGAUCUGGAGAGUGCCUACAUCGUCACAAUGGGGAUCAAUGCAGAAGGAUCUUACCAGAUUGUGUCAAGUGACCCUGCUCUCAAGUGUUUACCAGACCUGGAAAAGCGGCUUCAGGAGACCAAUAAUCUAGCGGCAUUCCUCGCAAACAUCAGAAAGGAGUUUGUCUCUGUGGCACGUGGCUAAGAUUGGACAGAAGGAGGAUGGUACCAUGAAGUUGUUGCUGUUUUUGGACUUGUGUAAGCAAGAACCACUUCAUGAUCCUCAGCUUUGAAAAUGGACCACAGUCCUGUAAAUAUAUCGUCAACUGCCUGCCAAGACUAAUAUGGACUCAUAAUAGGACUUAAAAAAAUCUGUGUGAGUGUGUGUGCAAUAAGUAAUAAGCUGUAUUAAAAGUUUUGGAAUUUUAACCAA
This is a messenger RNA of Sphaeramia orbicularis (orbiculate cardinalfish), 1054 nucleotides long. It is a transcript of the gene spc25, whose product is annotated as SPC25 component of NDC80 kinetochore complex. The record is from RefSeq and is a predicted model, not a curated record. Gene Ontology annotation, cellular component: Ndc80 complex. Gene Ontology annotation, biological process: chromosome segregation. The transcript has 7 exons. Bases 113 to 826 code for a protein of 237 amino acids. Lineage: Eukaryota; Metazoa; Chordata; Actinopteri; Kurtiformes; Apogonidae.